This is a messenger RNA of Cladophialophora psammophila CBS 110553, 588 nucleotides long. RefSeq lists its product as uncharacterized. Gene Ontology annotation, biological process: mRNA splicing, via spliceosome. The transcript has 3 exons. Gene Ontology annotation, molecular function: RNA binding. Gene Ontology annotation, cellular component: nuclear speck. The record is from RefSeq and is a predicted model, not a curated record. The coding region runs from base 1 to 588 and encodes 195 amino acids. Lineage: Eukaryota; Fungi; Ascomycota; Eurotiomycetes; Chaetothyriales; Herpotrichiellaceae.
AUGUCUCGAUCUGGUACUACCCUCUAUGUCACAGGCUUUGGUCAUGGCACCCGUGCCCGUGACCUUGCCUAUGAGUUCGAGCACUAUGGUCGUCUGGUCAGGUGCGACAUUCCUGCUCCCAGAACUGCAUCAAGCCGUCUCUUUGCUUUUGUCGAAUACGAGAGCCGCCGCGAUGCUGACGAUGCCUACCACGAGAUGCAUAACAAGCGAAUUGGCCGUGAUGAUGUCCUGAAGAUCGAGUGGGCUCGUACACCCCCAUCUGCUACCUGGCGAUACGAAGCUGGUCGCGGCCGUCGCGAACGGUCUCCUCCACGCCGAUCAGCUCGUUCUCCUUCUCCUCGGCGACGCGACUAUUCUCCCCGCAAAGACGAUCGCCGUGAUCGUGACCGCGAUCGAGAAAGAGAUCGAGACCGAGAAUACGAUGACCGUCGCCGCUCCCGCAGCCCUGCCGACCGUGAUCGUGAUCGAGACCGAGACCGGGACAUGAAGGACGAUCGAGACCGCCGCGACGAUGACCGCGAUACCGCCGCGAACGGUGACGAUCGGAAAGGUAUGAUGGAAAUCGAUGCCCAUGCAGUCCGGAUUUGA